This is a messenger RNA of Pieris napi, 918 nucleotides long. It is a transcript of the gene c12.1, whose product is annotated as protein CWC15 homolog. Gene Ontology annotation, biological process: mRNA cis splicing, via spliceosome. Lineage: Eukaryota; Metazoa; Arthropoda; Insecta; Lepidoptera; Pieridae. Gene Ontology annotation, molecular function: RNA binding. The record is from RefSeq and is a predicted model, not a curated record. Bases 234 to 884 code for a protein of 216 amino acids. The transcript is spliced from 4 exons. Gene Ontology annotation, cellular component: catalytic step 2 spliceosome.
AGGCUAUUGUGAAUUGUGAAAUGUGUAUUGUGAAUUAAUAACAUAAAACAUUCAAUCAUUCAUUAUUGUGUAUUGUGUAAUUUGUAAUGUCUUUAUAGUUUGUUAGUUUUUUUAUUGUGAGUAGCCAGUAAUCCGUUCUAAAAUACAAGGGAUUACGGUAAAAUAUAAAAAAGGCAAAUCAAUUAUUAAUUGAAUUGUUCUAUAUAAAUUCUAUUAGCUAAGAAUUUACAAAAAUGACUACUGCUGCAAGGCCUACAUUUGAUCCUGCCCGAGGCGGUCAGGGUCGAGGUGAAAAAGAUUUAAGUGCUAUUUCGCGACAGUAUUCCAGCCGAGACUUACCUGGGCAUACCAAACUUAAGUACAGAGAGCAAGGUCAAAGCACUACAGAGGAAUUAAGGUCGCGUGAUUUUCGUAAGGAAUUAGAUGAAAGAGAAAAAGAAAUAAAAGGACCAAACAGGAGACAUGCUGAGCCUGCACCAAAAAAAACAAAAGCAGAUCAAGUCCCUGCAGCCAGUCUGGAUGCCGACGAUCCACUAGAGGGAGAUUCUUCAGACUCUGAUGACUCUGAUGAUGACACUGCUGCAUUAUUAGCAGAAUUAAAUAAAAUAAAAAAGGAGCGUGCUAUUGAGCAGGCUAAAAAGGAAGCUGAAAAGAAACAAGAGGAAGAAAGGAUAAGAAUGGAAAAUAUACUGUCUGGCAAUCCCCUGCUUAAUUACUCAGCAGCUGCACAAAAAAAUGAUUUAAAGGUUAAAAGGCGUUGGGAUGAUGAUGUUGUUUUCAAAAACUGUGCUCGCUCAGAACCUGACAAAAAAGUUAAUAAUUUUAUAAAUGAUUCACUGAGAUCAGAAUUUCAUAAAAAGUUCAUGGAAAAAUAUGUAAAAUAAUUUGUAAUUAAUUUAAAUAAACUUAUUAAUCUUG